This is a messenger RNA of Cyclopterus lumpus (lumpfish), 2080 nucleotides long. RefSeq names its product prospero homeobox protein 2-like. Lineage: Eukaryota; Metazoa; Chordata; Actinopteri; Perciformes; Cyclopteridae. The coding region runs from base 1 to 1839 and encodes 612 amino acids. The record is from RefSeq and is a predicted model, not a curated record. Gene Ontology annotation, molecular function: RNA polymerase II cis-regulatory region sequence-specific DNA binding; DNA-binding transcription factor activity, RNA polymerase II-specific. The transcript is spliced from 4 exons. Gene Ontology annotation, biological process: regulation of transcription by RNA polymerase II. Gene Ontology annotation, cellular component: nucleus.
AUGAAUCCAAGUGUUUGGAGCAAAAGUAUGUAUUCUUCCAGCAGCCUUUUCUUUGACGGCUACCCCGCGGAGCACGUCUCCUCAUUCCAACUGGACCCUGUGCUGUUAAAUUCAGAAGUUUCAGGUGUUUCUGUGUCCUUACACAAAGACAGCGAGGACAUAACAAUGCCACCGGAGAGGGCUUAUUACAGCAGCGAUGAUGCUGGUUCAAGUUUGAUCUGUUCAAGCCAGCUGGAGCUCAAUCCAUCAAGAGACAACACCACGGGACAUUUACCCACGAGAAAGCACUCGCCUCCUGCAUCCAGUUCAUGUGGUUACCACGAGUGGAACUUGAACAGUGGCCAUCAAGCAAAGCGUGCCAGAGUAGAACACAUCGUCAAAGGCAUGACCAGCUCCCCAGCUGUGCACUGCACAGAAGGGAUGACAAGUCAGCACGAGGAGUCAGGCGGCAUGCUGGAAAAUGAAAGCAUUCAAGACCAGGAGCUCGCGGACAGGAGUGGAUCUGGCAGCCGGACGGCGGGGAAGCAGCUUGAGAGUCAGCAUCAGCACCUCAGACAGCUCAGAACAAGGUUAAACCAUGUGGGUGGAGUAACUGACAUUGCAGACAGUAAAUAUCCCACCUGGAGCAAUUCUCCCGAAACAUCUACAAGGGACGCAUUCAAGGAUUCAUACAGUGAGUUCCAGAGCAGCCCGAGUAGAAAAUACCAAGGAUGGAAGAAGGUGAAGCUGAUGAACUACUUCCAGUCGAAGCCUGAGAGGAUAAAGCUGAUGGCAGAUGUUUUAAAGUACGAACUGAGCAGAGCCGUCAGUAGGAGCGUGGACUCGAUUUUUAAAAGCGUGCCACUUCUACAGGCAUCUCCAAAUGACGGGAACGCAGAGACUGAUGCGUCUCUUCAGCCUCCAGGUGCUAAAGAUGAUAAAGACAAACUUUCCUGUUGCGGGAACUCAGAGACCCGAGGAGUCCCAGGUGUUCAAACCGAAGCUCUGUCCCUGGUUGUACAAAAGCCUCGACUGGAAAGAGCCGACCAGUUCGUCCUCCAGUCCAGAUCGAGAGCUCCCCAUAGCCCCGAACCUCCAGUCCCCUUCAGCCACGACUCGGCUCUGCGCGGCGAUAUGCCGUCAGAUCCGUAUCACGGCACUGAGCAUGCCCUCAGGUGCCUGCGGCAUGAAUGCUCUGAAGAUAGCAGAGCAAAGUUUGAGACGUAUGGCGCACAUUGGAAUUCGGUCAAAGUGAGAUCGAAGGUCAACUCCAGAUCUGUCAGAAGCCCCCAGACUCACGCUGUGUUGGUGGGUAACAUGCUGUUGGAAAGCCCGUCUCUGCCUCGUGUCAAGAUGGAGUCGGAAGGCCUGAGGAAGAAUAACCUCUACAUGCUGAAUGAAGGUCUGACCACAAAUCAUCUGAAGAAAGCAAAGCACAUGUUCUUCUACAGCCGCUACCCAAGCUCACUGGUCCUGAAGAUGUGUUUCUAUGAUGUGCAGUUCACGCGCUGCAUCACCUCCCAGCUGAUCAAGUGGUUCAGCAACUUCAGGGAGUUCUACUACAUCCAGAUGGAGAAGUUUGCCCGGCACGCUCUCACAGCGGUGGCUGACGUGAGGAGUCUGACUGUGGGGAGAGAAUCAGACCUUUUCAGGGCGCUCAACAUGCACUACAACAAAACCAACGACUUCCAGGUCCCUGACGGAUUCGUGGAGGUUGCCGAGAUUACAUUGAGAGAAUUUUACGUUGCCAUUUCGAUGGGAAAAGAUCGUGAUCCAUCUUGGAAGAAAGCAAUUUACAAAGUGAUCUGUAAACUGGACAGUGACGUACCAGCUGAAUUCAAAAGCCAUCCCUCAGGAUGAGACCCAACCAGACGACAUCACGUGCCACAGUGGUCACUGUCACAAUGUGGACUUACUCGUGCCUCGAACAGCAAACUAUUUAGUCUCCAAUGAAGCACAGGACAUAUUGUAAAAUAGAAUAGUGACGAGCAUGCCCGCACAUAUCCAAUCUCAACACAUAUGCCGGACUGAUGUCGGAGUUUAUUAAAUGCUUUACUGGCUUGUUGCAGCAUGAGGUCGUUUGACAUUUGUGUUUUUUCAA